This is a messenger RNA of Oncorhynchus nerka (sockeye salmon), 5135 nucleotides long. Its product is annotated as disks large-associated protein 1-like. Gene Ontology annotation, biological process: signaling. Gene Ontology annotation, molecular function: molecular adaptor activity. Gene Ontology annotation, cellular component: postsynaptic specialization; glutamatergic synapse. Lineage: Eukaryota; Metazoa; Chordata; Actinopteri; Salmoniformes; Salmonidae. The transcript has 12 exons. Bases 285 to 3410 code for a protein of 1041 amino acids. The record is from RefSeq and is a predicted model, not a curated record.
CAGGUGCAUGGAGCAGAGGCUCGUGCGGUUUGAUACCUAUACUGCCCACCACCAGUCGCUUCUAUUAUUUCUCAUAAACGGUUGUUUCAUUUAGGAUUUAUCGAAUAUCGUUCCACUCAUGAAUGUUGACUUGAGAAUACUCUGAAGUGGACUAUAUCGGUGUGAAGGCUAACACACAGGGAUUCUGAUGCCUUCCAGACAACAAUCUACGAUGGGGAAUUGAAGAGGCUCCUAUCAGGAACAUCAUCUGCAGCAGUUCCCAGGCUGUGGACUGAACAGACACCAUGAAGGGUCUAUCAAGCAGCCGCAGUCACCACCAUGUGGUCACCUAUGACCCUGCUUCCUACGAUGCCCUAGGCCAUGGCCACCACCCUGAUCGCAAUCCCUACCUGAUCAAUCAAAUUGACAUGCCCAUGUCUCACCCCUCUGACCACCCCUACUAUGGCCAGGUCCAGAGCCACAUCCAGCAGAGGAACCACACUGCCUUCCCCUCAGACAGUAGUGUGGUGCCCUAUGGGACCUUCCCCAGACGACACUACAGUAGCUCACACUACGAGUUGAAGGAUCGGAUGGGGAAGGAUGAGUGUCCUGUGGUGCCCUAUGGUGUGGGUGUUGGUGUGGGUAACAUUGUCCCCAACAAGGGCGUCAACGUCCGCCUGCCAGUCAACCUGCUGGACCAGUUUGAGAGGCAGCCGUCGUUCACGCGGGAUGGGUACCACACGCUGCAGUACAAGAGGACGGCUCUGGAGCAACGCAGCGACAGCCCCGGACGCAUCCGCCACCUGGUCCACUCCGUCCAGAAACUCUUCGCCAAGUCCCACUCCCUGGAGGGUCCACACACGCACUCCAAGCAGGGCAGCAUCAAUGGCAGCAGGAAUAGCCCCGAGAGUGAGACGCCCCCCACGCAGAAGCACCGAAAACGCAGCAAGAGCAGGGAGCGCUGCAAGUCGGCAGAGCCAAAGCAAAGGAGCACCACCUCGGGCUACUGGAGCUCAGACGACCUCCUGGAUGACCGAGACGUCUGCCACAGCCACAGCCUGUUCCACAGCCCCACUGGAGUCAUGACCAUGGGCCGCCACCCUGACAAGUCCCAGUCACAGUACUUCAUGGAGGCCUACAACACCAUCAGCGAACACGCCAUGAAAACGUCGCGCAGCAAUAACGAUGUAGUAAAACACACCUGUGUCCCCUCCCAUAUCCCCAUAAGCAUGGACGCCCAGCUCAUGAAGAAGAGCUUGUGGUCGUCCAGUCUAACGGUGAGCAGGGCUCGCGAAGUCUACCAGAAGGCCUCAGUUAACUUAGAUCAUAAAGCACUAGUGAAAUCUGAGGCUUGUCAGCAGGAGCGCUCAUGCCAGUUCUUGCAGGUGCCCCAGGAUGAGUGGAGUGGCUUCUCACCUCUGGAGGGGAAGGAGGACGAUAUCCCGUGUCGGCGCAUGCGCAGCGGCAGCUACGUGAAGGCUAUGGCAGAGGAUGAAGACAGCGGAGACUCCGAAGAAAGUCCUAAGCUGUGUCCAAAGAUCCAGGCCCAAGGUCGACGGGCCAGCUAUCUCAAAGCCACCCAGCCAUCACUGACUGAAAUGACCACCUUAAAGAUCUCCAACGAACACUCUCCGAAGCUGCAGAUCAGGAGCCACAGCUACCUGCGGGCGGUGAGUGAAGUUUCCAUCAAUAGGAGCCUGGACACCCUGGACCCCAAAGGGCUCCUGGACCCCAAAGCGCUGCUCUCCUCACCCCAAUACCGCUCGCGAAACGAGAGUUACAUGAGGGCAAUGAGCACCAUCAGCCAGGUGAGUGAGGUGGAGGUGAACGGGCAGAUAGAGCAGGUGUGUGAGCAGAUGUUCAGCGAGAUGGAGUCGCAGGCCAUGGAUGCGUUGGACCUGCCCAUGCCGAGCUGCUUCCGCAUGCGUAGCCACAGCUAUGUGAGGGCCAUGGACCAGGGCUGCUCCGAGGAUGAGGGGAUGUCUCUGCUGCCCGCAUCACCCCCCAGGACCACCACCACCACUGUCAGGACCAUCCAGAGUAGCACAGUGUCAUCAUGCAUCACAACCUAUAAGAAGACCCCACCCCCGGUGCCGCCCCGCACCUCCAAACCCUUCAUCUCCAUCACAGCCCAGAGCAGCACCGAGUCGGCCCAGGAUGCCUACAUGGAUGGCCAUGGCCAGGGGGGCAGGGAUAGUCACCCGCAGGGAGACAUGACCAUCCAGUCAGGCCUGUCUAACUCCACAGAGAGCAUCGACAGCAUGAAGGCCCUAACGGCAGCCAUUGAGGCGGCCAACGCCCAGGUCCACGGCCCUGCUAGCCAGCAUGUUGCAAACAGCAGCAUCACCAUCACCACCACCACCUCGGCCCUGGCCCAUAUCACUGAGGACAGCAGGAAGGAGCAGGCCAGGCGGGCCAAGUGCCAGCUGUCCAUCGGCAUCCAGGUGGAUGGGCCAGAAGAGGAAGCUCUGGAGAUGGAGGACCAGUCCAAGUACCAAUCAAUUGGGGUCCAGGUGGAGGACGAGAGGGGAUACCGGCAGUUCAUCCGCUCCAACAGUGUAACGGCAGCAGUACAGGCAGACCUGGACAUGCCUGACAUAUUAGACAGCCCCCUGGACUCCCCAGAAACAGAUCUUCCCUUCUCAGGCUCUGUGUCCCGCAAGUACUCCCGCGAAGCCGCCACCUCGCCAGCCUCUGCCUCCACCGUCAGCAUCCAGGGCUCGGGCAACCACUACCACGCCUGUACCUCAGACGACUACGAUGACGUGUGCUUCGACCCGUCCAUCCUGCCCCCGCCUGACCCCUGGAUAGACAGUGUGACUGAAGAUCCCCUGGAGGUAGUCCAGAAGUCUGUGUGCCAGAGGGACGGACGCUGGUUCCUCAAGCUGCUGCAGGCCGAGACGGACCGCAUGAAGGGCUGGUGCAGACAGAUGAAGCAGGACGAACAGGAGAACGACCUGCCGGAUGACAUCUUGGGGAAAAUGAGGCUUGCCGUAGGAAGUGCUCAGCUCCUGAUGUCACAGAAGUUCCAGCAGUUCCGGGAACUUUGUGAGGAGAACCUGAACCCCAACGCCCGCCCGCGGCCCAUCUCUCAGGACCUGGCUGGUUUCUGGGACAUGCUCCAGCUGUCCAUCGAGAACAUCAGCCUGAAGUUUGAUGAGCUGCACCAGCUGAGGGCCAACAACUGGAAGCCCCUGGACCCCCCGGAGAGAAAGGAGAGACGGAUCCCCCCUCCUGUGCCAAAGAAACCCCCAAAAGGUCACCCUCCCCUGGCCCGCGAUAGGUCCCUGGAGAGCUCAGAGAAGCAGCGGCUGGAUGCGCGCAAGCGCUUGAUGGCCGCCAAGCGAGCCGCGUCAGUGCGGCAGAACUCAGCCACCGAGAGUGCAGACAGCAUCGAGAUCUAUAUCCCUGAGGCCCAGACCAGGCUAUGAGCUCCGCGGCAGGCACACCUUCACCACUACCCAUACAGACAGAUUAACUUACAUCUCACACACCGCUAGAUCUCACACACAGGUAAACGCACACAUAUGCUUUUAACGGUAUGGUUCCUGUGCGCACACAGACCCACACAGAUUUUGUAAUAUAACCACACUAACUCUUUUCUCUGUAGUGGGAAGAGAAAUGCCAACAGUAUAGUUGUUUCUUUUACAUAUUCUUGUCUCUCUCACAAAUUUGAUCCUGGUCUUGUUUCCAUCUAUGUAACAUAGAUCCUCGCUUGAAGAUGACUCCUUCGUGAUCCUUCUUUUAAAAAGUGUAUCACUUUUACCCAUAAAAGUAACAAAAAUCAUGAUCUUGUGAAAUGUAUAGCAUUCUUAAUCAAUGUAGACACCUGUUGAUAUCCUAAAAGAUAGCAAAUAAGUACGUUUGAGUAUUUGGUUUCUUUAGCUAUUUUUACUUUUACCUAAGCAUGGGCCAAACAGAAUCCCUUGCUUGAUGCCCCAUUCAACCUUCUCAAUAUUUUUUUUUUUUGGAUUGUAACAUAAUUGGCAAACGAACAGGGUUUUUUAUGCUUAAGCAAUAUUCAUUUGAAAUCAGAUCAAGUAAAUGUGUAAAACAACUGAACACUUUGGUUUUGAAGUCCCAUCUGUAAAGAUCAGAGAUUUUAGAUAAAGAGGAUGCCUUCCUUUCUGUAGCCAAUUCUGUUGGUUUUGUCUGCUGAUGCUGUCAAUUGUAAAGACAUAGUUGCUUAUUCUAGAGAAUCACUAUCUGUUUAAACAUUUUAAUCAUUAACGGUACAAGGACAACUAGAGACAAUUUUCUUUGAUACAUGUACUUAACUCUUCCUGGUGAUUUCCCUUCUGUAAAUUCAGACAGGUGUCUAAAGUAGAUUUGUAUGACAAGUGAGGAUCUUUGUGGUGAUAAGCAGCCCAAUAUGAAAUACCCUAAACACUUAGAGAGGGACACUAAAAAACAUCUCUGGAAUGCAAGUUGUUUAAUUUCUUAACAAUGUCUUUCCAGUAGCAAGUUCAGUGGCUUAAUUGUAUUAGUAAACUGUUUCUUGGUGUGUUAGUUUAAUCCCAAAUGGACUCCUGGAAUGCCAUGUGACUGUGGUUGAGCAGGCUUAGCUCUGUUAUUUCUCAGGAAGAGAUGGAAAUUCAGUCUGUCAAAUCAGGGUCUCCUAGUGGUGUGUGUGUGUGUGUGUGUGUGUGUGUGUGUGUGUGUGUGUGUGUGUGUGUGUGUGUGUGUGUGUGUGUGUGUGUGUGUGUGUGUGUGUGUGUGUGUGUGUGUGUGUGUGUGUGUGUGUGUGUGUGUGUGUGUGUGUGUGUCCAUCAGUGUUUAGAGUUGAGUGUGGGUCUCUUAAAGUGCUUCCUAAUUUCCUUGUUUGAUAUGUUGGCCUUUCUUCAAUACGGUCAAGUAGCCUCAUGAACAUAAUGUACAUAGUCAAAACAACACUUGUACUUGAAAAUAGCCAUGUGUGUGUUUGUACAGAAAUUAUACAUGAGGAUGUUCCUUUAAGCAUGCAGACAAUAUUAGAAAUACAAAAUCUAUACCUAAUUUAUACUUGUAUUUGUUUAUUUAUUUAACUAUUUAUUUAUUGAUGAUUUCGUUUUUUUACUGUUUGGAUUCUGUUUUAGUGGUCUGUCAUGCUACUCUGAUCUUAUGUUGUAUUGUAUGUGCAUACAUAUGAACACAGAAUAAAAUAAUUAUGAACUCUG